Molecule: messenger RNA, 261 nt
Organism: Fibroporia radiculosa
Lineage: Eukaryota; Fungi; Basidiomycota; Agaricomycetes; Polyporales; Fibroporiaceae
Exons: 2
Coding region: 1-261 (86 amino acids)
Source: RefSeq, a predicted model, not a curated record
AUGGCAUCUGUCACCAUCCUUGUCGUUCUCCUCAUCAUCAGCUGGUUUCUCAUCGCCCUCCUCACCCUCCUCAGCGCUCUCGCCAUCUUCUUCCUAAAAGACACCUACACCUUCAAGGUCCACCUUGAAUACACUCCCACCCCUCUCACCACUCCCAUCGACGAACAAGCUCUCAACUGGGCCAACAACGGAACACAAUCGCCCCCAUCACCGCCGUCACCCUCGUCGCCGUCGACGAGCACCCCAACCUUCUACUCCUAG